GAUCCGAUGCAGCGGCCUCGACGAACAAUGCUCGCCGCGCUGCUCGCCGGCGCGGCGGCCUACACGCCGACGCACCUGCGCGGCGUGCUGACGGUCGCGAAAGCCCAGCUCGUCGAGCAGCAGCGCGAGGAGCUCCUGGACCGCCAGGAGGGCAUCGGCAGUUUGCUGGAGUAUGGCAAGCCAUUUGCCUACUACUACCGCAUCCUCGAGAAGCAGCGGCGGCGCGCCGAGGCCGUCACGGAGCUCCUCAACGACGUCAGCCUCGUCGAGCGGGAGAUCGACGGCCUCAUGGAGCGGCUCGAGUACGGCGAGGACCCGGAACAAAUUUUAAAGCACGUCGAGGGCGACGCGCUCCUCGGGCGGGUCCUCGACGAGUUCUCGCCGGCGACCUACGCCCGGGCGACGGAGCCCGUCGGCGCGCGGCCCUACGGCGCGACGCCGGCGCCUCUUCGGGGAUCCGCGCGGGGGAACCGCCGGAUUCGCUUCGAAUCGCCGCGCGCGCGCCGCUUCGACGGCCUCGUGCUCUCGUCGCCCCGGGGCAUCCCCAUCCUCGUGGGCCGCUUCGACGGCGCCACCGAUAGCGCCAUGCUCGCGUGCGCGGCCGAGGGCGACAGCUACUUCCGCGUCCGCGACGGCAAGGGCGCGAACGUGCUCCUGCGGACGAGCUGGGUACCGGGCCUCAAGGGCUCCAAGGCCUGCGCGUCCUUCGCCGCGGACGUCGCGGCCUGGUUCUCCGACAGCCGCUACGGCGCGGAGGUCGACGCGGGCGACGACGGCGACGGCUGGUUCGAGGGGCUCGACGUCGUCGAGGUCCUCAUCACGGACGCGGCGAAGCUCGCGCGGCGGGGCAAGCCGAAGAACAAGAUGAAGCCCGACAAGGGCAAGCGCACCUUCAAGGACAAGGAGAAGCUCGGCGUCCUGCGCGCGCGGCCCGCGAACGUCGCCGCGGACGCGGAGGCCUGGGAGCUCGCGACGGAGGUGCCCUGCUGGAAGCUGUCGCUCCAGUCCCGGCCGCUGACGGCCUGCUUGUCGAGGGAGCCGCGGUGGCGCACGACCAUGGCGUUGCAGCUCGCGAGCAUCAUGUCCGCGAGGUCCUGGCGGCCGAGCUCGAGGGCCAGGGCGACGGGGUCGACGCUGGAGCUCGACCGCGUCGACCGCGACACCAGCUCCGCCAUGAAGUGCCCGAACCCCGAGUGCGGGUCCAUCGACAUCGACUGGCAGGAGGCCGGCGGCGACGCCGUCUGCGUGCGCUGCGGCACGGUCUGCGAGGAGUCGACGAUCGUGUCGAGCAUCGAGUUCGCGGAGAGCGGCGGCGGCGCGUCGUCCGUCGUCGGCCAGUUCGUGUCCGCGAGCUGCACGAAGCCCUUCGGGGGCCUCGGCGGCAGCGGCUGGGGCGGGUCCCGCGGCGGCGGGCGGCCCCGCUACGGCUUCCUGCGGAGCUCGCGCGAGACGACGCUGGCGACGGGCCGGCGGAAGAUCGCGCAGGUCGCGUCGAGCCUGCGAUUGGGCGCGCACUUCGUCGACGGCGCGCACCGCCUCUUCGGCAUGGCGGCCCAGCGCAACUUCACGCAGGGCCGCAAGACGCUCCACGUCGUCUGCGCGUGCCUCUACGUCAUGUGCCGCCGCGAAAAGUCCGCGCACAUGCUCAUCGACUUUAGCGACGUGCUCCAGGUCAACGUCUACGCGCUGGGCGCGACGUUCCUCAAGUUCCGGCGCUUGUUGAAUUUGGAGCUGCCCAUCAUCGACCCGAGCCUCUACAUCCACCGCUUCGCGGCCAAGUUGGAGUUGGGCGACAAGUGCGGCGCCGUCGCGACGACGGCGUUGAGGGUCGUGCAGCGCAUGAAGCGCGACUGGAUCGAGACGGGCCGGCGGCCCGCGGGCGUCUGCGCCGCGGCGCUCCUCGUGGGCGCCCGGGCCCACGGCUUCCACCGGACCCAGGACGACGUCGUCAAGGCGUUGCGGGUCUGCGGCAUGACCGUCGCGAAGCGCCUCGCGGACUUCCAGGCGACGCCCGCGGCCCAACUAAGCCUCGCGGAGUUCAACCGGCGCUCCGACGACCUGGCCGAGGAGCACCCGCCGUCCUUCCAGCGCGCCGAGCGGUCCCGGGAGAACGCGCGGCGCCUGCAGCAGGGCCUCGCGCCGCUCGACGACGAGCCGCGGCGCGACGGCGCCGCGUGGGCGCCGCUGCCGCCGCCCGCGGCCGGCGGCGAGACGGCCCUCGUCGCGAGCUCGAGCGACAUCGUCGAGGGGUCCAUCGCCCUCGAGGCCGCGCCGCCGACGCGGACGUCGCGCGUCGGCAAGCGGCAGCGCGAGCUCGACUCCGCGCGGGAGAAGUGCUACGAGGAGAUCCGCGAGAUGCUGGAAAACGAGGACGCCGAGGCGCCCGCGACGAGCGCCGUCGCGGCGAAGGCGCCCAUCCCCCGCGACGACGACGACGACGACGGCGACGGCGACGAGGCCGAGGACGACUUCGCGGACGUCGCCGACGACGAGAUCGACGGCUUCAUCCUCACGGACGAGGAGGUCAAGCAGAAGUCGGAGAUCUGGACGACGAUGAACAAGGACUACCUCGCGCAGCGCGACGAGAAGGACAAGCUCGCCGCGGCGCGCGCGGAGGCGAGCGCGGGCCCCGACGGCGGGCCGUCGGACAAGGCGGCGAAGCGGGGCCGCAAGGCCUCGGCGGGCAAGGCCAAGGGCGCGCGCGCGUCCAAGGACUCGCGCACGGCCAAGGAGGCGCUCAUCGACGUCGUCGAGAAGAAGCGCUUCUCCAAGAAGAUCAACUACGGCGUCCUCGAGGGCAUCUUCGGCGACGACGCGCCCGAGCCCGCGGCGCCGCGGCCCCGGAAGCGCGCGGCCGUCGCGCCGGCGAGCACCGCGGCGCCCGCGGAGGCGCAGCGCGCGGAGAAGCGCGCGCGCCUCGCGUCCGUCGCCGACGAGACCACCGUCGAGGACGGCGCCGCGCCGCGCGCCGCGCACGCGGCCGCGGCCGCCGCGGCGCCGGCCGAGGACGACUACGACGAGGACGACUACGCGGGCGACGACUACGACGACGAGGACGACUACGGCGGCGAGGAGUACGACUAG
Aureococcus anophagefferens is the source of this 3084-nucleotide messenger RNA. RefSeq lists its product as hypothetical. The coding region runs from base 7 to 3084 and encodes 1025 amino acids. The transcript is spliced from 4 exons. NCBI's taxonomy places the organism in Eukaryota, Pelagophyceae, Pelagomonadales, Pelagomonadaceae. The record is from RefSeq and is a predicted model, not a curated record. Gene Ontology annotation, molecular function: RNA polymerase III type 3 promoter sequence-specific DNA binding; RNA polymerase III general transcription initiation factor activity; TBP-class protein binding. Gene Ontology annotation, biological process: transcription by RNA polymerase III; DNA-templated transcription initiation; transcription preinitiation complex assembly. Gene Ontology annotation, cellular component: nucleus; transcription factor TFIIIB complex; transcription preinitiation complex.